This is a messenger RNA of Penaeus indicus, 781 nucleotides long. Its product is annotated as spindle assembly abnormal protein 6 homolog. The record is from RefSeq and is a predicted model, not a curated record. Gene Ontology annotation, biological process: centriole replication. The transcript has 6 exons. Gene Ontology annotation, cellular component: centriole; centrosome. The coding region runs from base 68 to 781 and encodes 237 amino acids. NCBI's taxonomy places the organism in Eukaryota, Metazoa, Arthropoda, Malacostraca, Decapoda, Penaeidae.
ACACGAUUCAAAGGUUUUCUUCGCGAUCGACGCCUUUUUUUUGGAGAAAAUGAGUUAAAUCUAAUCAAUGAUGGAGAGUUUGGGAGGCAAAAGUGGUGGGGAUAUCCUUGCAAACUGUGAGGUCUGCAUUAAAUUCAUCGAGGCUGGUAGUGCGGUUGCUGCAGCCACUGUCCGCAGGCUCAGGCUCUUGGUAGAACUCCGUGGAAGGACUACAGGAACAUCAAAGGAGCUAUUAGUGAGACUGACUGAUGAUAGUGACCCUUUUUUCCUGUUUACGUGCAUUGUCUGUGAGGAGGACUAUCAUGGUCUGCGGCAAAGUCAGGGACUUCUGAUUGACUUCAGCGCUUUCCCACAUAAAUUUGUUGAGCUUGUUAACACAUGCAUCAGAGAAAGUGGCAAAGACUCACCCAAAUUUGUACUUGCUCUCCGUUGCUCUGAUAGCGGGGGAGACAAUGCAGCGUUGGAGGUUGUGGAGGUGAACAUUUUCAAACACCUGUGUCACCUGUCUCUCACUCUCACUCCGGCCUCAACACAGCUGAAACUCAGUCAUCUAGCUGAGUGUUGUAAAGCUCUUAAGGCAGAAGUUAAAGCCAAAGAGAGAGAAGCAGAAGAAAAUGCAAAGCAGUUAGAAAGCCAACUAAGAAAUACGCAAGAUAUCUUGGCCAAGACCUCAAGAGAAGCCCAGGAACUAAGGUCUGAACUAAAUCACCAAAUUGCCUUAUCCUCAGAGAAGCAAGCGCAGCUCAUUAACCAGGAGAAAGACAAGCUUCUGAAGAUUUAA